Molecule: messenger RNA, 965 nt
Organism: Anopheles gambiae (African malaria mosquito)
Lineage: Eukaryota; Metazoa; Arthropoda; Insecta; Diptera; Culicidae
Product: NPC intracellular cholesterol transporter 2
Exons: 2
Coding region: 78-533 (151 amino acids)
Biological process (GO): intracellular cholesterol transport
Molecular function (GO): sterol binding
Source: RefSeq, a predicted model, not a curated record
AUAGCUUUCUUCCAUUAUUUAAGCAAGUGCGCCAGUGUAUCUUCUCACCAUUCCGUACCAUCACAUUCUGACGCAAGAUGCAGCUCCUAGUGGCAGUGUUGCUUUCCGUCAGCUUUUCCAGCAUUGUGUUUGCCGAUGUAGUUACUGUACAUCAGUGUAAGCAAGGACCGCUACCAGUAGCGGUCGAUGUGACCGGAUGUCGGACAGCACCGUGUGAACUACCCAAGGGACAGGAUGCGGCCGUUCUCGUCGACUUUACGGCCGAUCGACACCUGACGGCCCUGGUGCCGAAAGUGCACGCUAGCUUUGGUGGAGUGACGGUACCGUUCGAGCUGCCAGACGAUCGGAAAGAUGGCUGCCAGUGGCUUGUAGGGGGCAUGUGCCCAGUGUCACGGGACGAAGAUGUUACGUACGAGCUACGUCUACCAGUGCUAGCUGUGUAUCCUUCGAUGAGUCUCACCGUGGAGCUGCAACUGGUUGAUCAAGAUAAUACAGUUGCUACCUGUUUCCAGCUGGAAGCGAAAGUAGUCUAAGCCGCAGAACACGUUCUUAAGGCCGGGCUACAUUGACCGUACUCCUGAGUGUAAUUUCGAUUUUCACUAGCGCACCUGGCGGCGGCUGGUGGAAGCUUUUUUUGGUCAUCAAGGGAAUGGUCGUGCCGGAUCUCAAAUUUAAGUUGUUUUUUCACCGUUUUUUGAUGCGAAAACGGAUGAAAUACUUGCACAACAUAUUCAUCUAUCAAUUACAAAGCUUUUUCAGUCCAGUUAAGGUAAAAAACAUGGAAAAAUAACAUAUUUUCUGGAGCGGCUCCAAAUUGUUUGGCAAAAUGCUUCGGUCAGCCGCCCCCAGAUGCGCUAGUGAAAAUCAAAAUUACGCGUGCGAGUACGAUCAAUGUAGCCCGGCCUUUACACUUUUCAUUGGAGUGGAAUCAAGAUAAUCGAAAAGAAAACAUUUGAAUAUCAGGA